AUGGGAGAGACCGAUCGUAGUCGUGUCCCUCUCUCCGUAGACCCCAUCCCUGAGUCGGAGAAGACUCACCUGCUCGGCCCGGAAAGACAGGAUGGCAACUCUUCGUUUUCAACCCCAGACAACUUUCUUUCAUCCUCAACUCCCCGAAAGAAUGGCUACGAGCCAAUGACACCUGGUGUCGACAUGGACCUUUCGACCCUCAACGGCGCCGCACAUAACCAGAGUACCGCCCCAUCUCAACUUGACAAAUCGAGCUUCUACGGAAGAGACCCCUUUGGCAUCUCAGUGGAAGGUGCUAUCAACCAAAUCUCAUUCGCACGUGUCCCCGUCGGUUCGAAAAGCAGCUCGCCUGCCACACCACGUUCCAACAAAGGCCUUCUGGGCACACCAAAGCCUGGACCUGCAUCACCACGAACAGAACGCCGCGCCGUACCGUUGUCACCCGAAUCAGACCAGGACAUUAUCUCGCCUCUGCAGUCACCUUGGUCGUCUCCAGACGGGAAACGCAGAGCAAAUUCAAAAGGCAAAACAUCAAUGGCGUGGGACGAUCCGCCAAAGUCUUCAAAGCCAUGGCCUCUCAUAGAGGCCGAGGAAAUGGGUGACCUAGGUCAAGCGACUCCAGGUCAGGCCACUUCAAUCGACGUCUGGUCAAAGUUCGACGAGACGGGAUGA
Messenger RNA from Colletotrichum fioriniae, 672 nucleotides. Lineage: Eukaryota; Fungi; Ascomycota; Sordariomycetes; Glomerellales; Glomerellaceae. The record is from RefSeq and is a predicted model, not a curated record.